Molecule: messenger RNA, 3767 nt
Organism: Linum trigynum
Lineage: Eukaryota; Viridiplantae; Streptophyta; Magnoliopsida; Malpighiales; Linaceae
Source: the annotation of a GenBank genome assembly
CCAAACAAGUUUAAACACAAGAAAUUCUUAAGCCUAAAAACGACAAAUCUAUUGAUUAUCCCUCCCUUUCUCUCUGCCUUAGAACAAAAGCUAAGGCAGAGAGGCUAGCCAGUAGCCAUCCUGCAGUGCUCGGCCUCCUCAGAUCAACAAAACAAAAACGAAAAUAAAAAAAUUGUAAUAGAAAAAGAAAGAGGAAAAUGGUUUUCCAGGAUUUUGAUCAAAUAUCAGAAAGGAGGAGGUUGGAGAGACAACGCAAGUUUCGGAAGAAGCUUAUCAUUGCUUGUGUUGUUGCGAUCAUUUGCAUUGUCCUCAUCGUCGCCUGUGCUUAUGCAUAUGUUGGGCAGGAGAUGAAAAAUAACAAAAACAAGGAUGUGGAUGACCACCAAAAGGCUACCAAGGCAGGAGAUUCAGACCAUCAGGAAGAUCAAGCUACUAAAAAGGGCGCAGAUCCAACACCACAUGAUGAGAAAGAAAAAGGAGGAGACGACAAAGAAGUAGGAGGGGAUAUUAUUAAGGGGACAAGUGGCAUUGCUAACGUUCAAAAAAUGGUGAAAACUGUUUGCAAUUCCUCCACUUACCAAACUAGAUGUCAAACCACAUAUGAUGAUGCAAUCAAGAAAAACUCCUCUAUUACGCCUGAAGACUUCAUCAAGGUUUCAAUCCAGGCAGUGAGUACAGAGAUUCAAAGCGUUAUGGAAAAGAUUAAUAACAUGAAACUAGAUGACCCUAAGGUUCAAGGAGCAUUAGAAGAUUGCAAGAAUUUGAUCGUGGAGGCAAAGGAUGAAUUAAAUAGUUCGAUUUCUAUGGCUGGACAAGACCUUAAGAAGAUGGCUGAUAACGGGCCAGAGCUAAAGAAUUGGCUUAGCGCUGUGUUAUCAUAUCAACAAACCUGCAUUGACGGGUUCCCCAAUGGCACGACCAAAACAUACAUGGAAAAGAGCUUUAAUGCGUCCAAGGAGUUCACAAGUAACUCACUCGCUGUUGUAGCAACAUCCAAUUCAUUGCUCUCGGCGCUUAACAUUGUACUGCCUGGAGGUGCUAGUCGUCGGCUUUUGGAAAAUGAAUCUUCUUUGGAUGAGGAUGGUUUUCCGAGUUGGUUUACUCACGAAGACAGGAGGAUGCUAAAAGGUGCUAGUGCCGACAAGCCGAAGCCCAAUAAAGUCGUUGCUAAAGAUGGUAGUGGAGACUUCAAGACUAUUAACGAUGCAAUCAAAGCCAUUCCUAAUCAAUAUGAUGGAAGGUAUGUCAUUUAUGUAAAGGAAGGGGUAUAUGAAGAAAGUGUGACCAUAGAAAAGAGGAUGGAGAACCUUACCAUCUACGGCGAUGGGUCGCAGAAAAGCAUUGUUACUGGAAGUAAGAAUUUUGCUGAUGGUGUUCGAACUUUCCAGACUGCAACUUUUGUGGUACUAGCACACGGGUUUUUGGGCCAAGCAAUGGGAUUUAGGAACACGGCUGGGGCAGAAAAGCACCAAGCUGUGGCUAUCCGGGUACAAGCAGAUAAAGCAGUGUUCCUAAACUCACGCUUUGAAGGCUACCAAGACACACUCUAUUCUCAAAACCAUCGCCAAUUCUAUCGUAGCUGCGUGAUUGCUGGGACUGUUGACUUCAUAUUUGGAGAUGCAGCAGCAAUCUUCCAAAACUGCUUGAUUCUUUUAAGAAAGCCAAUGGCUAACCAACAAAAUACGAUCACAGCUAGUGGAAGGAUGGACAAGUUUCAGAGCACAGGCUUUGUACUCCAAAAUUGUAGGAUUGAGCCCGACAAGGACUAUGAUAAGAGCAAGACAAAAAGCUACCUUGGGCGACCAUGGAGGGACUAUUCUAGAACAGUGGUAAUGGAAUCAACGAUCGAGGACGUGAUUCAGCCGGAAGGAUGGUUGGCUUGGGAUGGAGAUAAAGGGUUAAAGACAUUGUAUUAUGCAGAGUUUGGCAAUGAAGGACCAGGAUCAAAAACAGAUGGUCGAGUUAAGUGGGAGGGGUUUCACGUGAUCAAUCGAGAUGAGGCCAUGAAGUUUACAGUGGACCCUUUCAUACAAGGAGAAAAGUGGAUUGAUGACAUUGGUGCGCAAGUUAAGUUUGGAUUGUUUAGUUAAAUUAUCAAAGGCAACAAAUUAAAUGAGGAACAUGCAAAGAAGCUUUGGUUGUUUGUUUAAUAUAUUAUAAUGAGCUUUCACGCACAACGUAGAGAAGUUAAAACAUGAGAAAAUAUUAAUUUCCAAACGCAAAGAGAUUAAUUGAAAAGUGCAAAAACUGAGUUUUGGGAGGAUGUUGUUGUGGCUUAUGGCCAACACUUUUGUGUUCCGCUUAAUUUUUUACUAUUUGGACACAGAAGACAUUGGUCCAUACACGCUAUAGUAAAACGAGAUAAAAUUUUAUCUCAUUUUGUUUUCUUUUGACGCAACUCGUUGUUCUAUCUUGUGUUUUUUGUAAUCCCUUUUUCUUUUUUGCAAAGUAUUUUUAAUCUUUAACAUCUCUGUAAAAAAGCAUGUUAACAAAAUAUUAUAUUUUUCCAAGUUCUCAAGAAAAAUAAAUUCAUCUAUUCUUUACCUUUAGAAAUGUAUAGACAUGUUUAGUAUGAGAAAAGAAGAAUCAUGAUGCAAUUAAAAAAUACCUCAUUUAUAUUUCUUUUUUUUUUACAAUGAAUUAUUCACCCUCCCCCUUAGCAAUCAAUUUAACUAUAAGCAAUACCAACAAAGUAAGCAACAAGUAAAGUAGAACAAAAAUGAAAUUUUGUUGGUGCAUUAAAUUGUCCAAUUAUAUUGAUGACUCAUAGUUUAAACAUUUCCCCUUAUAUUGUAUUAUCGUAAGCAUGUUUCUGGUUAAUUUUAAUAGUUUUUCACUUUUAUGUUGGUAGUAUUGCAUUGUGUUUUUUAAAAUCCACGAAUGGAUUAUCUUUGGAUGAGAAAUGAACUAAUAAUUAUGAUUUUUCAAUACUUGAUGUCUUGAGGAUCAUCUACGACAGAGUAUAGAGAAAAGAGAACUUUAACGGAACGAGCAGAGCUUGAAUUAGAGUAAGUAUUGAUUAGGUAGUACAUAUACGGUAUAAUGUUAUAGCAUAUCUUGCAUGAACAUGCAUAUUGGCAAAAUAAACAGAAUUGAAUGAUUACUGAUGAACAAGAUAAACAAACUCCACAUACAGUAAUCAUUGUUAUUUUAUGGAUAACAAUCCAGUGUUUGCCUUUUGGUGCCCAAGGUAAAUAAAAUAAUUUCUUCCAUGAUAGAAUGGAUUUACCUUAUUGGUGUAGAUAUACUUCACAUUCUAACAAUCGAUGAGCACAAUGAGUAGAGCGAAUCAUAUGAAACAUUUUAUGUUUUGGAAGAGCGAAGAAUUUUUUUUCCAGUAGAGUUUUGUGCAAAAGAACUAGUGAUGAAAAUAGUGAAGAUAUGGAAAUUUCUAAGGAACGAGAGGAUGCAAUCUGAAGAGUAGCAUGGAUUCAGGUAUAACAUUUUUAAAUGAGAAUUGCACUGGUUCGAGCGGCAGUUAGUCCAAAAGAAAUAAUUGGGACGAUUUGGGUGUAGCCUGUUAAAAAAACUAAAUUUCAACCAAUUUGGUAUAAAAAAUGUUAAUAAAAUAAAAUAUUUUGCAAGGGCCCAAAUACACAUCCUUUUACUAGCUAUCCUGGUCUUCAACACUAAUUUACGAGAGCAUACCAGGUGCAUAACCUUGAUCUGCACAUUCCUAUAAAACUCCACAUUAUACAACUAAAGUACAACAUUGUACCAUUAUGGUAAACAUCGUACCUGAUAUGCUAUAAAACAGGUAGAAUUUA